Messenger RNA from Dicrocoelium dendriticum, 595 nucleotides. NCBI's taxonomy places the organism in Eukaryota, Metazoa, Platyhelminthes, Trematoda, Plagiorchiida, Dicrocoeliidae. The record is from the annotation of a GenBank genome assembly.
UUUUAUUUGGUGUACCCAAACGCAACGCUCCCAUUCAACGGUGCUGUGCUGGUUUUUCGUGAUUACGCGCAUUUGUGGUCUUUGCUUUCUUUUAGUCCCCUGAUAGUCUUUUACUCCCCUGUAUCUUAUUAUGUUGUUCCCAUGGUCCUGCUGAAAGAUGCGCGCGUUGAGUUUUACCAGGAAAUCAUUGGGAAGCGCGUUUUGGUAUUUGUUCUACCUAAUGUUGAUGGAAUGUGCGCCUGGCGAAUACUUAAAGAGCUUUUUAUUUGCCGCCAAGUUUUAUACACUUUGUUGGUGAUUUUCGAUAAGGAAAACCUUCGGACAAGCUACGAAAGAAACAAGCAUUCGUUUCUCAACGUCAUUCUUAUCAACUGUGGGGCUAACUUUGAUGUGAUUGAAGCACUUGGGCCUGAGCAUGAAACGAUAUUUUACAUUUGUGACAGUCACCGACCGAUACAUGUUAAUAAUUUCUACAAUCAGCGGCAAGUCAAGUUGAUUAGCAUUGGAGAGGAUACUUCUGAUGUUCCCCGUUUUGAGGAAAUUUUUCGACAAUCAUCUGUAAGCGAUUUUGAAGUGUUCUCACUUGUAGUCCGAU